AUGAUUCCCGGAUCGGCUGCGUCGAUGCUCCCAUCGAUGUCUUCGGAAGACAUUAAACUAUACCAGCAUAACUACGUCCGCAACUCCCGUGCCAUCGGACUCCUGUGGGCCAUCUUCACCAUCCUGUUCGCCAUCUUGAACGUGGUGAUCUUCAGCCAGCCCUAUUGGAUCGGGGACGGCGUGGACACCCCGCAGGCCGGCUACUUCGGCCUCUUCCACUUCUGCACCGGCGACGGGAUCCAGAGGGAGCUCGACUGCACAGGAACCUUCACCGAGUUCGCUCAGAUCCCUUCCACCGCGUUCAAGGCCGCGUCGUUCUUCGUCGGGAUGUCAAUGAUGCUGGUGAUAGCUUGCAUUGCUUCUUUCACUCUCUUCUUCCUGUUCUCCACCAACACCGUCUAUAAGAUCUGCGGCUGGAUGCAGGGGGCCUCGGGUAAGUCAGUGAGUGCCGCUAGGGCAGCUUGUUUUUGGAGUAAUGUCUUGUAAGUAGUCCUAAACCUUCCUCCUGCAAGGUUUGUGUAUAGCGUUUUAAGUUAGCUAUAUGCCUACAAAUGAACUGAAUAUUAUGUAUUGUUAGCUUAUCUGGCCUGGUUAAGUGAUCAAAAUAUAACACAUAUGCCUAUUAUAUCAGUGUCUUAGCUUAGCCGUAGCUCAGCUGGUAGAGCACGGCGCUUGUAACGCCAAGGUAGUGGGUUCGAUCCCCGGGACCACCCAUACACAAAAAUGUAUGCACGCACGACUGUAAGUCGCUUUGGAUAAAAGCGUCUGCUAAAUGGCAUAUUAUUAUUUAUUAUUAUUAUUAUUAAGAUUUCAUGUUUCAUGUUAAGAAAUAGACUACUGUGGACUGCCCCUGCACUGACACAAUGUUGGCCCUACAUUGUAACAAUUCCAAUGAAUUAGGAAAUAGCCCUAUGUCUAUCCAUCUAGUAUGUUUUCCCGUCCUAAUAUUCUCCUAAACGGGUUAGGAGGGUACUCUGUCCUGCCGACUGUAGGGUGGUAGGCAGGUGGUGCUGAAUGAACAGCAAUGCCGUUUUAAUCCUGUCUGUGGUGCUGAAAAGAGAUAUGUGAUGUGGUACUGUCCAUGGUGCUGAACAGAGAGCCAUGUAGAAUGGUUAGGUAUUGCGAUUGGCGCUGUCCACGGUGCUGAAGGGACCUGUAGGGGUUGUAAUGCUGUACUUAUGUCGGUUGACUCUGACCAUGGUACUGAAUGGACAGCCAUGUAUACUGAACAAAAAUAUAAGCGCAACAUGCAAAGUGUUGGUCCCAUGUUUCAUGACCUGAAAUAAAAGAUCCCAGAAUUUUUCCAUAAGCACAAAAAGCUUAUUUCUCUCAAAUGUUGUACACAAAUUUGUUUACAUCCCUGUUAGUGAGCAUUUCUCCUUUGCCAAGAUAAUCCAUCCACCUGACAGGUGUGACAUAUCAAGAAGCUGAUUAAACGGCAUGAUCAUCACAUAGGUGCACCUUGUGCUGGGGACAAUAAAAGGUCACUCUAAAAUGUGCAGUUUUGUCACACAACACAAUGCCACAGAUGUCUCAAGUGUUGAGGGAGCCUGCAAUUGUCAUGCUGACUGCAGGAAUGUCCACCAGAGCUGUUGCCAGAGAAUUGAAUGUUAAUUUCCGCCUCCAACGUCGUUUUAGAGAAUUUGGCAGUACGUCCAACCGGCCUCACAACCGCAGACCACGUGUAACCACACCAGCCCAGGACCUCCACAUCCGGCUUCUUCACCUGCGGAAUCGUCUGAGACCAGUCACCCGGACAGCUGAUGAAACUGAGGAGUAUUUCCAUCUGUAAUAAAGCCCUUUUGUGGGGAAAACUCAUUCUGAUUGGCUGGGCCUGGCUCCCAAGUGGGUUCCAAGCCCACCCAUGGCUGCGCCCCUGCCCAGUCAUGUGAAAUCCAUAGAUUAGGGCCACAUUUAUUUAUUUCAAUAGACUGAUUUCCUUUAAUGAACGUUGAAAUCGUUGAAAUUGUUGCAUGUUGCGUUCAUAUUUUUGUUCAGUAUAGGUUGGUUAGCAGGUGGUUCUGCAGGGAGAGAUAGAGCAGUUAGAGCUGUCCUUGGUGUUGAAUGGACAGCUAUAGGGGUUUCACCUGCAGUCAUGUUAUUGUCACAGGUGCAUGCAGUUCAGAAUACACUGAGUAUACAAAUCAUUAAGAACAUCCAUGACAUAGACUGACCAGGUGAAUCCCUUAUUGAUGUCACUUGUUAAAUCCACUUCAAUCAGUGUAGAUGAAGGGGAGGAGACAGGUUAAAUAAUCAUUUUUAAGCCUUGAGACAAUUGAGACAUGGAUUGUGUAUGUGUGCCAUUCAGAGGGUGAAUGGGCAAGACAAAAUAUUUAAGUGCCAGGUGGUAGGUGCCAGGUGCACCGGUUUGUGUCAAGAACUGCAACGCUGCUGGGUUUUUCACGCUUAACAGUUUCCUGUGUGUAUUAAGAAUGGUCCACCACCCAAAGGACAUCCAGACAACUUGACACAACUGUUGGAAGCAUUGGAGUCAACAUCGGCCAGCAUCCCUGUGGAACGUUUUCGACACCUUGUAGAGUCCAUGCCCCGACUAAUUGAGGCUGUUCUGAGGGCAAAGGGGGGUCAGGCAACUCAAUAUUAGGAAGGUGUUCUUAAUGUUUUGUAUACUCUGUGUAUAACGAGGAGAAUAUGCAGUUAAGUCAGAAGAAUUACUGCAUAUUCCAUAUACAUGGAUAGAUAAAGUGUGGUAAAAGAUAGGUGAAUUGAGGUCCUCAGUGCAGUAGAUGUUUUUGGAUUAUGGUCCAAUUCACUUGUAAUUAUUUUUCGAGCAGUUUGCGGAUUCCACUUUUUCCUCGUAUGAGUUCAAUUUGCAGCUAUUUAACCAGUAAAAAUGACUAAUUCUAAUUCACUACACAGGAUGAACAUAAUUACCUGACCCCAUGCCAGGUUUCCUUCCCUUCAAUUUCACUAAAUAAUGUCAGGAGUCGCCUGAUUGAACAUGAAUACAUUUAAAUGGGUUACAGUCAUCUUUAGCAGAAUAGCCUGAGUACCACGUUGUGUUGAUUUCCCACUGGAGCACUGACGCAACAGUGUAGUUACUUAGGCUGUGUCCGAAAUUGCAACCUUUUCCCUUUAUAUUACACUGCUUUUGACCAGGGCCCAUAGGGCUCUGGUCAAAAGUAGUGCACUAUAUAGGAAUUAGAUAUGAUUGAAUACCAUCAAGAUACAGUAUAUUAACUUAGUGUUUUUAUGCUAAUGUUAGAUACUCUUAAAUUUGUUUUGUUUUAGAACCUUUGUCACGCUCGUCGUAGGGAAUAGAUGAGGACCAAGGCGCAGCGUUGCAGGCAAACAUACUCUUUAUUCCGAGACACGAUCAAAACAACAAAUGAUACGUGACAGUUCACGGUCUACCAUAAACAGACUAGAAACAAAAACCCACAAACACAAAGGGAAAGACACAGUUUAAAUAUGGCUCCCAAUCAGAGACAACCAGCACCAGCUGACACUCGUUGCCUCUGAUUGGGAGUCACUCAGGCCAACAUAGAAAUACAAACUAGGACUCCCAACAUAGCAAUAGAAUACAUAGAACUACACACCCUGGCUCAACAUAACAGUGUCCCCAGAGCCAGGGCAUGACAGUACCCCCCCCCCCCUAAAGGCGCGGACUCCGACCGCGCCAACUAAAUACCACAGGGGAGGGACCGGGUGGGCACUCCGCCUUGGCGGCGGAUCCGGCUCCGGACCUGAUCCCCACUCCCUCUCCAACCCCCCAAAGUACCCCUGGUCCGGUCUGGCCCCGCUGGCCGGAGCUGGACUGCACACUGAUGGAGCGGAUUGCUCUAGCGCCGGCGUAAAACAUCUGACCAGUGCCGAACCAGGCACCAGUGGAACAGGCACGGGCCGUGCCGGACUGACGACGCCCACCACUGGCUUGGUGUGGAGAACAGGCACGGGCCGUGCUGGACUGACAACGCACACCACUGGCUUGGUGUGAGGAGCAGGAGUGAGCCGAACCGGGCUGACGAAACGCACCACUGACUUGGUGCGGGGAGCAGGAACGGGCCGAGCCGGGCUGACGAAGCGCACCACUGACUUGGUGCGGGGAGCAGGAACGGGCCGAGCCGGGCUAACGAAGCGCACCACUGACUUGGUGCGGGGAGCAGGAACAGACCGGACCGUACUGGGGACACACACCACUGGCCCUACACCGGGAUCUGGAACGGGCCGGACCGGACUGGUAACACACCCCAGUACCUCUCGCCGUGCCUCUACACCUUCCAUCCCCUCUUCUACCAGUGGCCCCCGUAACCUGGCGGCCUCCUCUGCCAACCCGCUGGACCGCUCUAUCGCGGCCUCCUGCUGCCCCGACGUCGUGAGCCCCCCCCUAAAAAUUUUCUGGGGGUCUCUCCUCCCCGUGGGCCAGGCCUCUAUAGUUCUCGCCCAACUCUCGCUCUUCUGCCCCCAACUCCAGCCAUUCUGCUCUUCAUUAGGCUUGACCCAGUCGAGACUCUUCCUCCACUGUUCCCAAGUCCACCCUCUCUGCUCUUCACUCGGCUUGACCCAGUCGAGGCUGCCACGGAGAUCUGCUAGGGAUUUCCCUGGCAAUGGCUCCUCGACUCGCUGCUUGGUCCAGUUCUGGUGGGUUUUUCUGUCACGCUCGUCGUAGGGAAUAGAUGAGGACCAAGGCGCAGCGUUGCAGGCAAACAUACUCUUUAUUCCGAGACACGAUCAAAACAACAAAUGAUACGUGACAGUUCACGGUCUACCAUAAACAGACUAGAAACAAAAACCCACAAACACAAAGGGAAAGACACAGUUUAAAUAUGGCUCCCAAUCAGAGACAACCAGCACCAGCUGACACUCGUUGCCUCUGAUUGGGAGUCACUCAGGCCAACAUAGAAAUACAAACUAGGACUCCCAACAUAGCAAUAGAAUACAUAGAACUACACACCCUGGCUCAACAUAACAGUGUCCCCAGAGCCAGGGCGUGACAACCUUCUAGAUCAGAUAAGAUUCCAUUCCAUUAAUUCUGUCAAAAUCCUGGUAUCUUCUUUCCUUCUGCUCAAAUCAAUCUAAACAUGUAAAUAAACAUUGCAUCAAACAGUUCCUGCUCUCUCUCUCUCUCUCUCUCUCUCUCUCUCUCUCUCUCUCUCUCUCUCGCGCUCUCUCUCUCUCUCUCUCUCUCUCUCUCUCUCUCUCUCUCUCUCUCUCUGACCACACACACAAACUCUGAACGAGAAGGCGAUUAUUUGGAAGGAGUCCAGGUCUAUGAUGUGUUAUCUUGGUCUGAAUAAAGGCAGCAAUAAGCCAGUCUUAAUGAGGACACCACUGUGCUCGUGGUGCUGCAGUUAGAGAGAUGAAAGAGACGAGAGAAACAAGCAGCCCUUUCAAACCAACAGGAGUUGUGUGUGUGUGUGUGUGUGUGUGUGUGUAGGGGGGGUGGGGGUGUAUGUGUGUGUGUGUGUGUGUGUGUGUGUAUGCGUGCAUGCGUGCGUGCCAGGCCAGGCCAGGCCAGCUUCACUAUUCAUCAGUCAACCUCCAUUACUUUUUGUUUCGCUCAAGGUUAGGUUAGGCAAGGCUUAACUCGGCUUCUAUCUGACGUGGCUUGGCAGUGGUGCACAGGUGGUUCACUUUACUUGCAUUCCUGAUGUGACCCUUACCCUAAUAUUAUGUUUUCUAGCCUUGAGACUAGAGAGUAAUACAAAUCAGUACAAGUCAAUAUAAGCAAUAUAAGACACAACUGUGGGAAGCAUUGGAUCAACAUGGGCCAGCAUCCCUGUGGAACACUUUCAACACCUUGUAGAGUCCAUGCGCCAACGAAUUGAGGCUGUUCUGAGGGCGAAUAUAUAUAUAUAUAUAUAUAUAUAUAUAUAUAUUUCUAUGGAUCUCUCGGUUGAAACCUGUGGAAAAGAGCUGUGAAAAGGCUGCAUGCAAAACCCAGGAAAUAAGCUGCAUCGUUAAUGAGAGAGUAAAAACCACCAGGAGACAUUAGUGGAGGAGCAGUAGAGAUUAUAUUAUAGCUACUCAAAAUGUCUACCAUCCGUGUGUGUAGUGCACUCCAUGCGUUUCCUAAAAACGCAUAGAGCGCAUAAGUGCUCCUUUUCGGUCCCACUCGCCACUUCUCCCUUCCAAGGACUCCCUUCCCUACCUAGUCUCGAAAACCCAACCCUAGGCAACUAGGGUCUGGUUUCAAUGACAGACUCUUUUGGCAUAGAGGAACUUAGUCACUGCCUACGUCACUACUUUAUCCGCUUGAAUAAAAUACAAAAUAGUAGCUAGCAAGAUGGAGAUCAUGGAGGUUCUUUUUAAUGAGUGCAUUUCGUAAGUGGCUAGCUUGCAUCAACUACCUUGACUAAAACCACUGUAAAGGUUUUGCCUGCAAACUUUGGUUUCGAAUCGCAACGUUCUGGCAUGUCUGCCUCGUGAUUUGUUGGGAGAGUUAUCUGUCCCACCCCGGAAAAUGUGAGAAGAGGACCCAACCCGGAACAUGUUUUUUCCCCUUAUCGAAGUUGCCAAAAGAGUCCGUAAUUGAAACCAGACCCUAGUCACUGUUGCCUAGGGUCAGGUUUUCGAGACUGUUCCCUACUCACCCCGAUGUCAUGGCUACGUUGGCUAGCUAAGCUCAUGCGCAGUAACACCUCAUCGGGUCUAACGGUCGUCUCGUGCCAAACUGCGCGUAUGCAAGCCAUCAAAUGAAAGGCACUUCUUCGAUAUAAAGUUGUUUUUGGCUAAAAUAAAAACGUUUCAGUUUGUCACUUUCACGAUGUUCAACUACUUAAGACAUUGGCUCGAGUCUAGGUUGUGCCUUUAGAUUUUGAGAAAAGGACAACUAAGGAAGAAUCUUUCACUUCUCUCAUUGACUUAUCAAACCCCAAACCCUAAACCCCAGCCUGGUCUAUUUGAUCUGUUUCGCAAGCGUUCCCGGAAGUCUUGCGAUGGUGCACCUCUGGGUUUAGAAACUUUCUUCCUCUUUCUAUGCUUAAUUUUAACCUUACCCCCAUAUCUGUCCUUUUUCACUUUAUUUUUCCCUCCCUCCCUACCCUUCCUCUGUUCUAAGCCUAAUUGCAGUCGGUAUAGUACGUGCUUCCUCUCUCUCUCUGUUUUCUCUCUCCUCCCUCGCUUCCUCUCUCGUCAGAUCCUGCAGCUCUCCUCCUUGCAGUCUGUACAGUGCGUGCUCCCUCUCUCCCUUUCCCUCUCUCUCUAUCCUCACUCUCUCCCUCUGAUCCUGGAGCUCUCCACUUGGUGCACCAAUUAACAGCGAAAAGCUUAACAAAGCCGUCAGUGCAGGCAGUGCCCUUAGAGGCAACCAGAGCGUGAGGUCAAUGAUAAUUUCUCCUCUGCAAAUUUUGUUGUCAUGUUGUGCACAUUUUUAUCUCCUUCCCUCUGUAGUUUCUGCUGUUGUUUUUUCAGCCAGAACAUUGUGA
Molecule: messenger RNA, 7385 nt
Organism: Coregonus sp. 'balchen'
Lineage: Eukaryota; Metazoa; Chordata; Actinopteri; Salmoniformes; Salmonidae
Source: the annotation of a GenBank genome assembly